Messenger RNA from Vitrella brassicaformis, 882 nucleotides. NCBI's taxonomy places the organism in Eukaryota, Vitrellaceae. The record is from the annotation of a GenBank genome assembly.
CGGGAACAGAGAAUGGCGUGCCAGUGGACCGACAAGCGGCCGGCCAGAGAGCCUGUAGAUGUGAGUGAUGCCCUGUCUGACAGCCUGAUGCGAAGGAGGACCACGAGCUCAGCGGAAGGGGAUACUUUUGAUGACAUCCCGGCAUCGCCAGGACCCAGCUCGGAUGUCAGCUGCAGUUCAAUGACGCUUCCCAUUGCUGCCGUCGGGCUGCAGCCCUUCCCCGAGAGCGGUGUGCCGGGCCCCAUCAGCUGCAUCCCGCUGCAGCAUCUCGCUGGCGGCCUUCCUGGAGGGGCGCAGUACAUCCUGCUGCAGCCUGUGGCCUUCAACCCCGAGACGGCCCACCAGAUGUCACAGUCCGUCUCACUCUCCAAUCUGAGCGUCUCUGCCUCCGUCGAUUCCGGGUAUGAUGCUUGCUUUGACGGCGGCGAGUCAAACGAGCUCGAAGACCUCAUUGACCUAUCAUCGCCUGGAGAUGAUUCCACUCUGACGCCAGCCCCUCGCGAGCCGCCUCCCCCUGCGGCCGAUGAUCAGUUUGUUGAGUUUGCAGCUAGUGCAUUGGGGGUCAGCCUUGAGCAGCUGCAAAACAGUCCCUGCUGGAGGCAGAUGGAGCUGCAAGACAUGUACGCCCAGGCGCUGAAGGAGGGACGGCUGGGGAAGCAACAGACCAACAAAAACAGCAAAGCCCGCCCUGUGGUGAAUCGGCUGCCUCUCGAGACACUGGCGCGCCCCCCCAGGCUGACGAGCAGGGCCGCUUAUCAGGGCGUGAGACCGUUCGCCGCCUGAGCGCAAUCGAGAGUGAAGGCAGCCUGGUGUUCUCUCUCACUUCGGGCAGCAGUGACCCGGACACUCGCUCGGACUCCCCAGCUACAAGGUCGCCACGAG